Mollisia scopiformis is the source of this 2431-nucleotide messenger RNA. RefSeq lists its product as uncharacterized. Bases 452 to 2302 code for a protein of 616 amino acids. The transcript is spliced from 4 exons. Lineage: Eukaryota; Fungi; Ascomycota; Leotiomycetes; Helotiales; Mollisiaceae. The record is from RefSeq and is a predicted model, not a curated record. Gene Ontology annotation, cellular component: membrane. Gene Ontology annotation, molecular function: myo-inositol:proton symporter activity. Gene Ontology annotation, biological process: transmembrane transport.
CUGCCGGAGUUCUUCCAUCAGUGCCGGGACCAUGGCAUGGCCAUGCUUCAUGGUUCACCCUGUCAGUAAGGACUCUGUUCUUUCACCAGGCCACUCUCCAACUUUUCACAACCAGUUCCGUCUCCCUGGAGAUGCAGACUUUCUCCGACUGAGGAGAAUCAGGAGAUGAACGGGGCCCCUUCUGUCCCCUCUCGCAUUUCACUCCCCCUGGGGCUUUGAUGGGCCUCUUCCGACCACGGAUCCUAGUCACAGAGCUAGUAUUCUGGUCUGCCCCACUAUGAGAAACCUAACUCGACCAAGUAUGGGUUCCCGUUGAUCAUGAGACCUUGGGUGCCCGUUCGACAGAAAUAUAUAUAUUUGUCUGAGACCCAGAAGAGUUCUUCUGUUCGCAACACCUCGUUUUGGUACCUUUUCUCCACCCCAUUGUUGACGCUCUUCGCUAUAAUUCAACAUGGCAGACGACAAGGUUUCAAGUGACAAUCCUAUCAGCUCAACUGAGCACAGUGAAGUAGGUGUGCCCGUCAAGGACGUCGACGAGAAAAAUAUUGCUGCCCCAGCUCCUCGACCAGAAGCAUCUCGAGGACUAUCCGAAUGGGAAGCCAUUCAGAUUGCCGCUGCCGGCGACCAUGACACAAUCGACCGUGAGAUUGGAGAGAUCGAAGCCAGUCUGCAGGCCAUGAACAUCAGAUCCACAUGGUACAAGCCUCAAUUGAGGUUGAAUGACCCGAGAUAUUUCACAUGGCUUCUUGUUGGAUUUGCUUCCAUGGGUGGUCUUCUCUCUGGAGUUGAUCAAUCUUUGAUCAGUGGUGCGAAUUUGUAUAUGCCUACCUCUCUACACCUCAACACAAAGCAAGUCAGUCUUGUCAGCUCAGGCGUCCCUCUCGGUGCUGUGGGUGGUGCUCUAAUGCUCGGCCCCCUAAAUGAAGCCGUCGGUCGUCGAAUGGCAAUUAUUGUCUCUCUCGUUCUUUACACAAUCGGAGCUGCUCUCGAGGCAGGCGCUGUCGAUUUCGGAAUGAUGGUUGCAGGUCGUGUUAUACUUGGUCUUGGUGUCGGUCUCGAAGGAGGAACUGUUCCUGUCUAUGUCGCAGAAUCAGUCUCGAGGAAAUACCGUGGAAACUUAGUGUCAUUGUACCAAUUCAUGAUUGCGCUUGGAGAGGUUUUCGGAUAUGUCAUCGCUGCUAUAUUUGUCAACGUCCACUCUGGAAGUUGGAGGUAUAUGCUUGGAUCAUCCCUCCUUUUCUCCACCGUCAUGUUCGUCGGUAUCAUCUUCAUGCCCGAAUCUCCUCGUUUCCUUAUGCACAAAGGACGAACAAUCGAAGCAUGGCAUGUCUGGAAGCAGAUUCGUGGCGAGGAUGAUGAAGCGAAGAUGGAAUUCUUCGUCAUGAAGCACUCUGUUACGGAAGAAUUCCUUGCGCAGGAGAAGGUUCAAUCGAAGAAACGUUUCGUGUGGUUGGACUUCUUCACCGUACCUCGAGCUCGAAGAUCAAUCAUCUACGCCAAUAUUAUGGUUUUCUUGGGACAGUUCACUGGUAUCAACGCCAUUCAAUACUACAUGGCCACCUUGAUGCAACAGGUUGGCUUUAAUGACAAGCAAGCUGUGUUCAUGUCUCUUGUUGGUGGAGGUUCGUUGCUUCUCGGAACUAUCCCAGCCAUUCUGUACAUGGAGAAAUUCGGACGUCGAUUCUGGGCUUGUGCUAUGCUCCCAGGAUUCUUUAUUGGUCUUUUGAUCAUUGGAUGCUCUUACCUGAUCAAUGCUCAGACCAAUGUCGGAGGAGCUCAAGGCGCAUACAUCACGGGAUUGAUCAUCUACGAAGGAUUCUUCGGCAGCUAUUCUUGCUUGACUUGGGUCAUUCCGUCAGAAGUUUAUCCUACCUACCUUCGAUCUUAUGGCAUGGAGACAUCGGAUGUCACUCUGUUCCUCUGCUCUUUCCUAGUCACCUAUUUCUUCGCCCAGAUGCAAGAAGCCAUGUCCAAGAUCGGAUUGACCUUGGGUUUCUACGGAGGUAUCGCAGUUGUCGGUUGGAUUUACCAGUUGUUGUUCAUGCCAGAGACGAAGAACAAGACACUAGAAGAGAUUGAUAUCAUCUUCAGUCAACCAACAAGUCAGUUGCUGAAAGAGAACCUCAGGAGUGUUAUGGUUACGGCAAAUGAUUUUGUUUGCUUCAGAUGGGGGAAGGUUUUCUCGCCUGUAUCCGAAAGCGAUAUUUUCCGAUCGGACAAUGGUCCAAAGGGUCUGAAUGAGUUGGGAGAGCAUGCUACUCAUGAUGAAGGGUUGUUUGAGAAGCCGGAAAAAGAGUUGUGAGAAAGCGUUGCUGGCGAUAGUCGAUAUAAAGCAAUAUAAACAUUGCUUGCUUAAGCGUACAUGCCGAAUAAUUAUUUUAUGUUAACUAUAAUUCCAAAAGUGUUGCGGAAAGCCCGCAAGCUUUGCGUG